Messenger RNA from Triticum aestivum (bread wheat), 610 nucleotides. Its product is annotated as bystin. Gene Ontology annotation, cellular component: cytoplasm; nucleolus; preribosome, small subunit precursor. The coding region runs from base 227 to 610 and encodes 127 amino acids. Gene Ontology annotation, biological process: rRNA processing. Gene Ontology annotation, molecular function: snoRNA binding. NCBI's taxonomy places the organism in Eukaryota, Viridiplantae, Streptophyta, Magnoliopsida, Poales, Poaceae. The transcript is spliced from 4 exons. The record is from RefSeq and is a predicted model, not a curated record.
CUGUAAACCUCAUCCCCAAUCCUUCCUGUGGAUGCAAUAUCUUCUUCCUCUCCAAGUCUCUCUCGCUCUCCCCUACCUACUCCCGAUCCCCUUCCUCCUCAGUUCGUUACACUCCCUCGAGCCUCGACCUCCCCGGCAACCUUCCUCCCCUCCCAAGUCCUUGUCUAAGAUGGUUGUGAAGUUGAUAUCUUAUCUCUACUUAUCAUUUUGAUGCAGCGCGGCAUUAAUGAAAUUAGCAGAUCUGGAGUACUGUGGCACCACUAGUUACUUUAUCAAACUGUUUCUGGAUAAGAAAUAUGCUUUGCCGUACUGUGUACUCGAUGCUGUUUUUGCCCAUUUCAUGCGGUUUCUUGACGAUGAGAGGAGCAUGCCUGUUAUAUGGCACCAGUCACUGCUCGCCUUUGUGGAAAGAUAUAAGAAUGAGUUGGAGAAGAAAGACAAGGAGCAACUCUUGCGCUUGUUAGAUAACCAGAAGCAUUAUUUGGUGACUCCAGAAAUUCGUAGGGAACUUCGGAGCAGCGCCAACAGGGGCAAAAAGCCGACCGAUAUGUCGAUAUAUAUCCUUUACUGGCCGCACCAUUUAUUUCCAGUCCUUUGCUUUGCAUGUUAA